Messenger RNA from Jaculus jaculus (lesser Egyptian jerboa), 2189 nucleotides. It is a transcript of the gene Slc5a10, whose product is annotated as solute carrier family 5 member 10. Bases 174 to 1967 code for a protein of 597 amino acids. Gene Ontology annotation, biological process: transmembrane transport. The record is from RefSeq and is a predicted model, not a curated record. Gene Ontology annotation, molecular function: D-glucose:sodium symporter activity. The transcript is spliced from 16 exons. NCBI's taxonomy places the organism in Eukaryota, Metazoa, Chordata, Mammalia, Rodentia, Dipodidae. Gene Ontology annotation, cellular component: plasma membrane.
UGUGUUCCUGACAGUAGCCACUCACUCAUUAACACUUCUAGAAGGGCUUCACGUCCAUUUAAAGUGCAAGUACUUUACAGAGCCAAGAGCACAGUCAUUGAGCGGAGCGCGAGGUGCCUGGCCAGCCCACCGUACACAGAUCUAACUGGCUCAGAGCUGGCAACGGCUGCAAGAUGACUUCCAACAACUCCACUGGUGACCUCCAUGCUGCUGCACCACAGCUCAGUGUGACAGACAUCGUUGUCAUUGCUGUGUAUUUUGCAUUGAAUGUGGCUGUAGGCAUAUGGUCUUCUUGUCGAGCCAAUAGGAACACAGUGAGCGGUUACUUCCUGGCAGGCCGGGACAUGACGUGGUGGCCGAUCGGGGCCUCGCUCUUUGCCAGCAGCGAGGGCUCUGGCCUCUUCGUGGGACUAGCGGGCUCUGGUGCGGCUGGAGGCCUUGCCGUGGCAGGUUUCGAGUGGAAUGCCACGUACGUGCUGCUGGCCCUGGCGUGGGUGUUUGUGCCCAUUUAUGUCUCCUCGGAGAUUGUCACCUUGCCUGAAUACAUCGAGAAGCGCUUUGGCGGCCAGCGCAUACGCAUGUACCUGUCCACCCUGUCCCUGCUGCUGUCUGUCUUCACCAAGAUAUCGAUCGACCUGUACGCAGGCGCGCUCUUUGUGCACAUCUGCCUGGGCUGGAACUUCUACCUGUCCACCAUCCUCACACUUGCCAUCACGGCCCUGUACACCAUGGCAGGGGGCCUGGCCACUGUGAUCUACACGGACGCCCUGCAGACGGUCAUCAUGGUGGUGGGAGCCAUCAUCCUGGCAGUCAAAGCUUUCAACCAGAUCGGUGGGUACGGGCAGCUGGAAGCAGCAUAUGCUCGGGCCAUACCCUCCAGGACCAUCGCAAACACCACCUGCCACCUGCCUCGAGCAGAUGCCAUGCACAUGUUCCGAGACCCUUCCACAGGCGACCUCCCAUGGACUGGAAUGACCUUUGGCCUGACCAUCUUGGCUACCUGGUAUUGGUGCACGGACCAGGUCAUUGUGCAGCGGUCCCUGGCUGCACGGAACCUGAACCAUGCCAAGGCAGGCUCCAUCCUCGCCAGCUACCUCAAGAUGCUGCCCAUGGGCCUGAUGGUUAUGCCAGGCAUGAUCAGCCGAGCACUGUUCCCAGAUGACGUGGGCUGCGUGGUGCCGUCCGAGUGUCUACGGGCCUGCGGGGCUGAGAUUGGCUGUUCCAAUAUUGCCUACCCAAAGCUGGUCAUGGAGCUGAUGCCCAUUGGCCUUCGGGGGCUGAUGAUGGCUGUGAUGAUGGCGGCGCUCGUGUCCUCGCUGACGUCCAUCUUUAACAGCAGCAGUUCGCUAUUCACCAUGGACAUCUGGAGGCGGAUGCGGCCCUGUGCUGGAGAGCGCGAGCUGCUGUUUGUGGGACGGAUAGUCAUCGUGAUUCUCACUGGUGUGAGUGUGGCCUGGAUCCCGGUCCUGCAGGGCUCCAACAGCGGGCAGCUCUUCAUCUACAUGCAGUCGGUGACCAGCUCCCUGGCGCCUCCGGUCACCGCAGUUUUCAUCCUGGGCAUAUUCUGGCGGAGGGCCAACGAGAAGGGGGCCUUCUGGGGCCUGAUGGCUGGGCUGCUGGUGGGCGCCCUCAGGCUGGUUCUGGAGUUCCUGUACCCAGCGCCCCCCUGCGGCGAGGCGGACACCAGGCCCGCCCUCAUCCACAGCGUUCACUACCUGCACUUCGCCAUUGCGCUCUUCCUGCUCACCUGUGCCGUGGUGGCAGCCGGUAGUCUGCUGAGUCCCGCCCCCCAGCUCAGGCAGAUUGAGAAUCUCACCUGGUGGACCCUGGCCCGGGAGCCAUUCCUAGGAGCCAAAGCAGGUGACAACCAGACGCCUCAAAAACGUGCUUUCUGGGCCCGUGUGUGUGGCUUCAACGCCAUCCUCCUGAUGUGUGUUAACAUCUUCUUCUAUGCCUACUUCGCCUGAUGCUGCCACCCCCAAGGGAACAUGCACACCCAAAUGCUCAGGACCAUCCUCCUUCCCUAAAGUGUACACGGAGGCCCAGGAGAACAGAAUGGCCUCACAGCUACGCAGUGGGCGGAUCGAUGGCCAGUGGCGACGGAAGCUCUGAAAAUGUAGAGGACAAUAUUGCAGAAAUAGUACGAAAAGUCAGACAUAGCAAGGCAAUGAAAUUUCCGUAGACAUCUA